UUUCUCGCCGCCUUGGGCUGCAGACCAAUCAACGAGGCCGAUCUGCACGGAAAACGAGGAUUUUGCCAUACCGAUGGAAGUAACAGAGAAAGAAUCCUUUUCCCUCUCUUUCUCCUGGCUCUCCCGCGCCGCUUUCCUCUCCACCUCUUCUUCUUUACUUCCUCACUCUCCACUGCCCACUCAAUCACUGCCCGCUACGCUACCCACUGCCCACUGCCCACUGCCCACUGCCCACUGCCCACUUGCCCACCCACUCUCUCGCGCGCGCGCGUCUUGUGCUGCUGGAAAGUUGUUGCUUCGUUAUCGCUCUAGUACUCCGUACUCCAUCCACCUUUUGCUGCCUGGCUACUCCUUUCCUAUACAGUUCGUUGGGUUCCAUCUAUAUCUUCUUCGUCUGUAUCCAUUCGACUUCGUUUGGGCGAAGAACAUCCAAAAAUCGGUCAUCAUUUGUCUAGCUGGAGCACAGUUCCUAGAAAGAUAGAUCCCCUUGAUUGCCGACCAACAAUUGUUUUCUUCUUGCUUCUCUUCUUUUGAGUUACUGCGUGCGCGCACUCGACUUCCCCUCUUCUACCCUCCCCUCCAUCAUUUUCCUUCUUAAUUAUUUUUUUUCUCCUCUCACACUCCUCCCACCCUUCUCUCUCUCUCUCUCAUCACCAUCCAGUUAAUAUCAGAGAAAACAAAAGCUUUUCACCCUCCCUUUAUUC
Molecule: messenger RNA, 704 nt
Organism: Aspergillus aculeatinus CBS 121060
Lineage: Eukaryota; Fungi; Ascomycota; Eurotiomycetes; Eurotiales; Aspergillaceae
Exons: 1
Coding region: 74-481 (135 amino acids)
Source: RefSeq, a predicted model, not a curated record